UGUUUAGGGUUUUGAGAAUUAUCUCGAUGAGUAUUAGUUACCUGUGGAAAGAAAAGUAGUUAGAGAUAAAAGCUUGUACCAAAAAUGAUUAUUGCCAAAAAUUUAUUAGGUACUACUUAUCAGUGACAUAACGUAAUACUCGUACAUUACACAAGUGAUUUUCAAUUUAUGUUUUUUAUAAAUCAAUGGAAAUUACCCAUCCUUUCCCAGAAUGUGUUGAACUUUAAAAACCCUGACGAAUGAUUUCUGGGAAUCCCCAUGUACAAAAACAAUUUCAACAAAUUGAACACAACAUUAAAUAAAUCAUCUAGCUGUCACUUUCUUACUUAUCAUCAGUUUGGUAGGUAAGAAGUCGUUAGCAAUAUUUUUUUAUGAAUACGAUAUCAGGAUUGUCCCCUUGGUAUCUCAGGUCAGCGUCUAAAGAAAACUGAAAUAAGCCAAACAUACUUCAAAGUAAUAGAACGUCAAUGGUCUUGUAAUAGAGUAGUAAUCUCUAUACACAAUUCUUGUAGUUAUAUCGUUAUUCAAUUGAAUAACCAUACUGAUAUCUAAUGUAACGUCUUCUUUAAACGCAGGCUCAAAAAUAGUGUCAAUCACAAAGCGGGGUUGUUAAAUAGUGAACGUAGUAUGAAAUUUAAUUCAAAAUGGAAGUGAAAAGUUUAAUAAUAUUUGUCCUACUCCUUUUAGGAAUAGAUGGAACAGUGGGUGAUGUGAAAAGUAGCUUAACUUUUGUUAUAGAUGAUACUUACUCAAUGAGUGACGAUAUAGCACAAGUGAAAUUAGCUACAAAUGCUAUAUUUGAUACUGUGAUGAAUUCGAAUGCUUCGCAAAUUGAAGAUUUCGUGCUGGUGACUUUUAACGAUCCUGCUAGUUUGAACAAACAGCGCGCCAAAACUAAAGACAGAAAUGUUUUUAAAAACGCUUUAAGUGGUAUAAGUGUGCAUGGAGGUGAUGAUUGUCCCGAGAUGGCUAUGUCUGGAAUCAAAAUGGGCCUUCAGAACAGCCGAGAAGGGUCUUCCAUAUACGUGUUUACUGACGCUUCUGCCACAGACUAUGACGAUUAUGAUGAAGUUGAAGCCCUUAGUCAGAAAAUGGGAUGUCAGAUUGUGUUCAUACUCACCGGAUACUGUUCCAAUAAAAAAUCUCCUCAAUACUUGGUUUAUAAGAAGCUCGCCAAAGCUACCAACGGACAAGUAUUUCACUUAGAAAAAAGUGAAAUUGGAGAGAUUCUGAAGUACGUGCAAAAAACUAUACAGAGCCGAAGUAAUGUUCUGAAAAGCAAAGAUUUUCCUCCAGGCUAUGGAAAUAAAUUUGACAUUCCCGUGGAUGCUGACACAAAAGAGCUAGUGAUUGCCGUAUCAGGAAGGAAUCCUGCGGUCAGCGUCACCGAUUCCGAGGGCACUAAGUGGCCUACUACAAAUAUCACCAGACUGAAAGAAAUCGCCGUGGUGAAAGUAGUUGGUGUGACACCCGAUGUGUACACAGUGGAAGUGGGCAGUGAGGACGAGACGCAUGUAGUCGUGUCAGGAUCUACCACAGUGCACUUCCAGCAUGGAUUCUCCACCGUCAGCCCUUCAGACAUCAAGGAUACCGUAACGAGACCUGUACCAGGAGUAAAAUCUCAUCUCUCCAUAAAAUUAUCCACUGAAGGUAAAAACGUUGCACUACAUAGCGUUCAGAUACUGGAUAUGAACGACAAUGUGAUCUCAACAGUACCACUGACGCUUGUCGAUAAAACCGAACAGUUUUAUACUACCGAUCAAAUUAUGCCACCAGAUCAUAUGUUCAAAGUUGCGAUAAAUGGAUAUGAUUUCAACAGUAAAGCUCUUAUAACGAGAAUCAGUUUAACACCCGUCAAGCCGCAAGAAAUUUUAGUAGCUAAAGUGGAGACAAAAGCUCCAGUGGUAGAAUGCAAGGAGAUCGUUAACGCCGCUUACGACAAACCGCUGCAGCUGAAGUGCAAAGUCAGUGGUUUUCCCAAGCCAGACGUAAUUUGGGAGUCCGAUGACAAAUCUGUCGCCUUGUCUCAUUUCGAGUCUACCAUUGAACUGCCGUUCGAUUACAUCAGCGUGUUGGAAAUAAGUAAUGUGACAAGAAACAGCACUUACACCUGUAAAGCUGUCAACAGUGUCGGCAGCGGUGAAAGUAAAACCACUGUUCAAACUAAAAUGAAGAGCUACUUUAAAGUCCUGGCUUUUCCUAAGGAUAUGACCAUCGAAUACCAGAAGUCAGUGAAAAUACCCUGCAAAGUGGAAGCCUAUCCACCAGCAACCGCGUCAUGGUACAAAGAUCGCAAACCACUAAAACCAGAUGGAAACCUGGAACUGUCAGAAGAUGGGUCCGUCCUCACUAUCCGGUCUAUGGAACCUAAAUUGGCCGACAACUACAUUUGCGAAACGAGAAAUGCAAGGAAGAUAAAGAUUUAUCCAUUUAGAGUGGAGAUUAGUGGUGUUGAAGAGCCAGAAAUAAGCAAGGAAGUAACUAAAAUCACGGCUUUGAAAAGUUCCGCGGUUGACAUUAGAUGCCAAGUAACUAAAGGCAAGCCAAAACCGAGGAUGCAUUGGUACUACAAAAGUACUGCUGCUAUCGAUUACCCCCGCAUGAAUGAGACUUCAGAUACCAUACAUUUGGAGAACGUCGACGCUACCCAUGCGGGCUCGUACAGAUGUGUGGCAUACAAUGAGAUGAAAUGGGACUCCCAUGAGAUAGAUUUGAUUGUGGAAUAUAAACCAUCGAUUUCAAGACCAAGUCAGUCUAUAUUGACCGCGGACCUAGGGGAACCCGUUACGUUAACGUGCCCUGCCGACGGAGAACCGGCACCGACCAUCACGUGGAAGCUCAAUGGAGUGCCUAUACCAAGCAAUGCAAAAUAUAGUAUAUUCGCGGAUGGGACUCUUAGGUUUUUAGCUACUUCAUCAGAUGAGGGCGAAUACGAAUGCGAAGCGAGCAACCCACGUGGAGUGGACAGUAUCAAAUACAAGCUCCAUAUUUAUGUUCCAGUCGAUAUUGAGUCUCCCAAGAACAGUUUCUUAGAGCAGAUGGAAGGUUCAACGGUAACAUUGCCGUGCAGAGCGGAUGGGUCUCCCAAGCCCAGCAUAACUUGGGUCCAUCGCAGCAGAGACGCUAAAAUCAGGCCCAGCCGAUUAGAGCCAAUCGACGAUACAGGAAGGUUACACUUUGAUAGGAUACUGUUGAGGCAAGGUGGCGAAUACACUUGCGUGGCUACCAACUCCAGAGGCUCCAAGAAUAUUACAUACGAAGUUGAUGUUUUAGCACCUCCUAAAAUUUACUACACGGCAAAAGAGUUCCAAGGGGUAGUAGGCGACAUGCAACUCCUGAUUCCGUGCAACGCUACUGGAAACCCAAAACCGGACAUAACCUGGGAGAUGGGACCAUACCAUAUAGCUUCAGGCUCCAAAUGGUUUGAUAUUAGUGCAGAAGGCAGCCUCAUUAUUAAGAAUAUUGACAAAGCUUCUAGCAGGUUCUACACAUGUAAAGCAUCCAAUGAUUUUGGACAAACACAAGAAGAUUUUAGUGUUGUUGUUGAUGAUUUUUCAGAUCCAGGAUUUAUUACCAAUGAAUUCAAGCUGAAAAAAGGAGAAUCAGCGAUGAUCCCUUGUAGUGUUCCGCACAAGAAAACUGACAGAGUAUUAUGGUUUAAGAACGGCGAACGUCUGCCUUCUUCUGAUCUAGCUCUGCACGAUGUGAGUGAAUCAGACUCAGGAACGUACACAUGCCGAGUCAGUUCCGUGGACCGUCCAGCUCAGAGCGGCUCCACCAGGGUUGAGGUCGGCUUUGAACCACGCUUUGAUUAUCCUGAUGACGAGAAGAACAUAGCCUUCAAGUACGGAGAACUUGUCACCAUGGAUUGUACUGCUAGUGGAGUACCGGAACCUAAGGUGAAAUGGUAUCACGACGACAGAGAGAUAAGCCUCAAAGAAUCCAGAUACGACUUGGAAAUGUACAACGACAACGACAAAGGACGCUACACUUGCGUUGUCAGCAACACCUACGGAACAGCGAAGCAAGAUUUUAUCAUUUCGUCAUUCGAAUGCUUGCUGGAUGUAACGCACUUUAGUAAAAAUGAACCUUUAAUGUUAACGCCCUAUAAUAAAGUGCCUAACUUUAAAACCAGUGGCGUCUACAUUCGUAUACCUAAAGACGAAACCAUUAAGUUAGUGUGCCCUUCGUAUUUCAACACGAUGUAUUUAAAAGAAAUGAUCGUGACCUGUGACAAUGAACAACAAUUUUUGCAUAAGGCAGAUGGUAGACACUUCGCUUACUCAGACCUAAAAUGCAGAGAGAUGUGGCAGCCAAUCGUUAAAAGAACAGGGCGACAGUGUGCAAAACGAAAUGCUGAAAUACUCAACAUCGGCUUUGAGACAAGAGCAACGUUCCAAACUGUUUAUGAAGUUUGCCUUGAUCUGGAUUCAAAGAACCCUAUUUAUACGAAACUAGACAUGCAACCAUCGCUAGCUAAUUCUGUAACUAACAACGAUACUGUAUGGUUUAACUAUGAUUCUCCCGUAGACUUGGAUGAUUUAUACGAUUGUACUAAUCAGAAUGCAGAGACAUCAGCGAUUUUGAAUAAGGAAUUCCACAGGGGCGACGGGUGUUGCUUUGCGAAGAGAAUGUUGGUGAAUCCUAUGGACGUUGCUCCUGGAUUACAGGGUGCCACGUACACCCAUCUGAACUUGGCGCCACAUUGGGGCACUUGUGAUUCCAAGAAUUGGGAGGAAGUGGAGCGCCGAGUCAGGAAUCUGGUAACGUCUGCGGACCGGACACUUCAAGUAUUCACCGGAACAGCUAAUGACCUUGAGCUGCCUGAUGCGUACUCGAGGCAGAAGAAAGUCGUUCUUCACAGCAGGGGAAAGGAUGUACAGGUUCCGAAGUACUUGUGGAAGAUAGUCCAAGACCCGACCACCGAGACUUCUUUGGUCAUAAUUCAAGUGAACGUGCCUGAUUUGAAGCUGGCGGAGGCACGUAACUACCAGUUGUGCAAUGAUGUUUGCAAAAAUGUCGAAUGGAUGCAGUACGGACAAUGGCGGAACGUACACCACGGAUUUACCUACUGCUGCAGCCUAGAAAAAUUCGAGCGCGCGUUCCGAUACCAGGGCGUUUUCCCAGACUUCAAGAAUUUGCUUCUGGAAGUGUCCGACUUGCCUGACGACCAUUAUUUACACGCUGCUUAAGCGCAUGCUUGUUGAUUUGUAUGAUUUAAAAAUGACUCACGCUAGAAUAGUCAGGGUCCGGGCCGAGGCAUCCAGCACUUCGUUUUCAUUUUCGUGUUCUGCAGGGCAGGCAUGAGUUUAAAUAAAGUUUCUAUAAAUUGUGAUAUCGACAUAUAUAAUGAUAGCAUAGCAGUAAUAAAAAAUAAAUUAAUUAGACACUUCAUGGGUGACAAUAAUACUGGCGCAGGACAGGGCUCGGUGCAUUAUUGAAUAUGUACUUACAGGAUUCAACUACUUUUUUCUUUUUUUAAUUUAUUUCUGUAAAAAUGAAUCAUAUAUAUAAUAUAGAUCUAAUCUUAUGCUGUAGGAACUUGUAUGUGUAAAUUAAGAUGGGCAAAAACUUUUUAUAUUUUAUUAUAUUUCUAUAAGUGAGAACCUGUAAUUGGCUCUGUAAUUCUAUUGGAAGUUCUAGAUAUAUACAGCGCUGUUGGUUUUCCAUAUACUAAAAUAAAAUAAUAUAUAGAAACACAUUUUAGAAAAAAGUUUCUUCUGUGGACUUAUUUCUUCGUUGCAGCUUAAAUGAAAUAGAUUUUUAUUCUCAACUUUGCAAAGAUUACCGUGCCGUACCGAUGCUUUCAGGACUCACCUAGGGUUCUAGCGUGACUCAUCCUUUAUAUUACAAAAAGAUUUCAGUGUUCUGCACCAGUACCCCUAGUGUAAAUUUUAUCGACAUCAUAACGUGACGAACGCGUUUGCGUUAAAGGCAUUUUGUAUAGGAUUUUGAGUUUCCAAAACGUCCCGCUUGGCGCGCUCUUUCUAAAUCCAAUACAAAAUGAGACUAAACGCAAACGCGUACGUCACGUUUCGAAAUCGAAUUUAUUUACACUAGGGGUACUGGCAAUAUAUGUUCCUACGUAUGCUACUACUAAAAAUGCCAUUAAAAUGUUAUUACUAAUCUUAGUUACUAAUAUAACAAUUGAGUGAUCAGAA
This is a messenger RNA of Cydia pomonella (codling moth), 6161 nucleotides long. RefSeq names its product hemicentin-2-like. The transcript is spliced from 26 exons. NCBI's taxonomy places the organism in Eukaryota, Metazoa, Arthropoda, Insecta, Lepidoptera, Tortricidae. The record is from RefSeq and is a predicted model, not a curated record. The coding region runs from base 645 to 5192 and encodes 1515 amino acids. Gene Ontology annotation, biological process: dendrite self-avoidance; axon guidance; homophilic cell-cell adhesion. Gene Ontology annotation, molecular function: hydrolase activity; metal ion binding; cell-cell adhesion mediator activity. Gene Ontology annotation, cellular component: plasma membrane; axon.